Aphis gossypii (cotton aphid) is the source of this 2479-nucleotide messenger RNA. Its product is annotated as peptidyl-alpha-hydroxyglycine alpha-amidating lyase 1-like. The record is from RefSeq and is a predicted model, not a curated record. Gene Ontology annotation, cellular component: membrane; extracellular region. The transcript has 9 exons. Lineage: Eukaryota; Metazoa; Arthropoda; Insecta; Hemiptera; Aphididae. Gene Ontology annotation, biological process: peptide metabolic process. Bases 493 to 2133 code for a protein of 546 amino acids. Gene Ontology annotation, molecular function: catalytic activity; protein binding.
AAUGCGAAUUAUCAUUAUUAAUUAAAGUUUCGUGUAAGACUUUUGGGAAAAUGAUCUUAAAAAAUUACGAUAUCUUCGACGCGCGGUAAUCCGGUAACCGUUUCGGCGGCGCCAUCCGUGCGCGGCUCGGAUCGCGAACGGAACGGUGUCCAAAGGCGCACUUGCCGGGCAGCAGAUAGCGCUUGGAGCAGGGACCGUAAGAUUAAAAACAUAUACUUAUAGUUACUCCUACACAUAAUAAUAUAUUCUAAUCUGCGGUAACGUUGUUAUUGAUCCGUCGAGAUAAACCAUCGUCCGCCCACUAUCAUGAUAACGGCAGACUUGUUGAUCUGCUACCGUCGAGUUCGAAUUGUCACAGCUACGGCAGCUGCUGUUGCGCGCAUCCGUCGCCGGAAACCGUUGUCGUUCUGUGCUUUCCGGAAGCCAUUCCGUCUGUGAUGCUUCUGUGCCCGUCGUGGUAAGUGCCAUUGGGACGAGCACUGCACCACAUCCAUGUCGGUCACCAUGGCCUGGACCGCACUGGUUGCGUGCAGUUCCUUUUGCCUGCUGACCGUCACCACAGCCAGUUUGCUGUCUGGUACAGACUAUCAGCCGCCGUCCGCCGACGACCAGCCGCUGGCCACCGAUGAUCAGUCGCAACAGACGUUGGCCCAGUUUCAGCAGAUGGCCACAGACCAGUUAUAUGGUCAGAAUCAAGUGGAUAGUGCUCGUAAUACUCAGGAUAUUACUGACAACUCGAAUGUUGACGUAUCUCACCAAUUUCAUUUACAUGAAUCUUCUGAAUGGCCUUUUCCACAUAAAAUUGAUAACAGUAUUGGGCAAAUUUCUGGUGUUUCCAUAAGCAAAGACAAUCUGGUAUAUAUAUUCCAUAGGGGUGAUCGAGAAUGGAAUCAAACUACAUUUUUUGAAAACAAUGUGUUCAGAGAUAAAAAUAAAGGACCUAUUUCUGAACAAGUAGUUGUUAUACUGGAUCCAAAAAAUGGUUCAGUAAUUAAAAGAUGGGGUAGUCACAGAUUUUAUAUGCCUCAUGGUAUUACUGUUGAUCAUGAAAAUAAUGUUUGGUUGACUGAUGUUGCUCUUCAUCAAGUAUUCAAAUUUGAUCCUAGUUCAGGAAAUGUAUUAAUGACUUUUGGUACUGCAUUUGAACCUGGGACAGACUCAAACCAGUUUUGCAAACCUACAUCAGUAGCAGUAACAACUAGUGGUGAAUUCUUUGUAGCAGAUGGAUAUUGUAAUUCUCGAAUUAUUAAAUAUUCUGCUGAAGGACAAGUACUGUUACAAUGGGGCCGAUCCACUUUAGUCACAGGUGAAAUGCUUGUGCCUCCUUACCAAUUGUGGAUUCCACACGAUUUAACAUUGGCCGAAGACAAAGAGGUGAUAUGUGUUGCUGAUCGUGAAAAUAGCAGAUUAUUAUGUUUUAAUAUUAACAGCGGAAUUUUCCAAUUUGAAAUUAAUCCACAAAUAGUUCAACGUUUAUUUAGUGCUGCAUAUUCACCAGUGGCUGGUGGAUUAUUUUAUGUACUUAAUGAUAAAAAUAUGGAUAUAGUAACUGAGACAUUAGCACAAGGAAUUGUAAUCAAUGCUACAUCAAUGGAAGUAAUUGGACAAUUUCAUCCUAAAAAUAAUGAAUUUUUACGACCUCAUGAUAUGGCUGUAAGCCCAGAUGGAACAUCUGUUUAUGUUGUGGAACUUAUAAGAUCUCAUAUACGGAAAUUUGUGUUAGAUUCAGAUAUCCAAAACAAAUUUAUAAAUCAAAGUAAUGAUUCAUAUAAAUUUUCAUUCAAUGAUAUAAUGUUGAACAAAUAUAACGUUUUAGAAAAUUGUUCUGGUCUAAGAGAAAAUUCUGGGAAACAAAUUUUAGUGAUUAUGUUAGUAAUUGCUGUAGGUUUGUUUUUCACUGCUGCUAUAUUUGUUACUGUUUUAAUAUACACACGGACUAAAUCAAUAGCUAACCGGAAAGAAGCAGCUUUCAGUCGCUGGCAACCUCGGACACUUAAUGCUGCUGAUGGAUUUACUUUGGGCAACAUAUUCAACAAAAAACAACGAGCCGGAUUUGAAAAACUUGCGACUGUUGAGGUGAGCGAAGAUGACGACGACGACGACGAUGACAACGAUCUGAAUGUGAGGGCUUAAUAAUUGAAAUACUAAUCAUUUAAUAAUAAUAUCGUGCUAGUAGAUUCAAUUUAUUGCUACGGUUGUUAUUAUUUGUAUUUAUUAAUUUAUUGUAACACCGUUUCUCGACGGACCUAUACUUAGAAUAUUCUUCCCCAACAUUUGUCACCCAAACGUCUAUGUUUAUAUCGAUCCGACCACAUAUUAUACACAUACGCGUAUACCAUAUUAUAACACUUCAUAAGUCCAUUAUUACUACUAUUAUUCCUCUAUAUUGAAAUGUUAUAACCGAACAAAGUUAAAAAAAAUAUUAUUUGUAACAUUAUAAACGAUUAUUAAAAUAAAAAUAAAGGAAUUUAAAUAGUCA